AUGUUCUCUCAUCGCCGUAAUUCCCAGAAGCCCAACGAAGAGUUGUACCAGGCUUUCAAGGACAGCUUUCCGGGAGUCGGCCCUGGAACUAGUUCAGCUGACCCAGGGGCUGUCCCUGCAGUCGCCCAGAGAUCGGCCUCGCUAAGUGAGGCAUUGAUCGAUGCCCCAUCGACUCAAAGACACUAUGAAGCUGUCGACGAGAGCAAAGAGGCAGAUGCAACACCAAAGACAUAUGGCGAUUCAUGGCGGUUGACGCCUUCGUUAAUGGAUCCCAACUCUUAUGCUUUUGCUGCCUUUGCGAACCAAAUGCCGGGCUACUACACGCCCACACCGGGAGGAUUUUCAACGUUGUUCCACAGCUCAGCGGGGGACUUGCACACUCCGGGCAUGGGCAUGAACACACCUCUUUCGCUACCUAGUUCUGUACAUGGCCUUCACGCACAAGACGCCAACAUGCAUCUGCAGCAUUUCAACCCUCAGAUGCUUCAUCACCCCCAACUCUACCACGACCCAUUUGGCCAGCACCAGAAUCAACUACUCCUUCAGCAGCAACAGCAGCAGCAUCACCACCAACAGCAACAGCAGCCAACUUAUGCGCCACAUCAGUUCCUCCAGCACCAAGAUUCUGGCUAUGUUGCGAUGGACGAUUCACCUCACAAGACCACACCGCAACAGCACGAGAUGAUGCUCGCGCAACCUCCAGCCCAUCAGACCGUACAGCCGCCUUUACCGGGCAACGUACAGGUCCCCAGCAUGCCGCUUGGCGAGAAGUACGUUAAUUCAGAGUUCACCAACAUGUGCCAGGCUAACGAUCCCAACAGAUUCCGCUUCCAUACUACUCUCAAUGCACCGACCGCCAUGAUUAAGCAUGCCGACGAGAUCCCAGUGACCUAUCUCAACAAGGGUCAAGCAUAUACAAUCUCAAUAUUCGAUACCAGGCCCCCUGGCCCACAGUCAGCUUCUCCUGUCCGAUACCGAACUUACGUCAGAGUAUCAUUCGAAGACGAACAACAACGAGCCCGACCAGGCGCGUGUUGGCAGCUCUGGAAAGAAGGACGCGGAUCCAAUGAGGCGCACCAAAGAGGUGGGAAGCUCUUGGCUGUGGAAAGAGUCGAUCCCAAUCAGGGCGAUGACCCCAUCCGCAAGUCUCAGGUUGAGCUAGAGCACGCAUCGUUCGACGGCUUCGCUGUGACGUGGUACCCCAACGCCACCGCCGGUGUUCCGGAUUGCUCGAUUUCUGUUCGCUUCAAUUUUUUAUCCACCGACUUCAGCCAUUCCAAAGGCGUCAAGGGCAUCCCCGUCAGGCUCUGUGCAAAGACAGAGCUAAUCUCACCUCAGUCCGCCAACAUUAAUGAGCCGGAAGUCUGCUUCUCCAAGGUCAAGUUGUUCCGGGACCAUGGUGCCGAGCGAAAGCUAUCCAACGAUGUGGCGCACGUCAAGAAGACCAUUGAGAAGUUGAAGCAGCAGAUUGCCCAGGCGGAAGCUGGCUUGGGCGGCUCUGGCAAACGCAAACGCAGUGGCUCAACAGCCAAGGUCCCGCCGUCAAAGCCUGGCAAGGUUUUGAAACACAAGCGCACCUGGUCUGUCGAUUCUGACGUCGAGGUCAGUCGGUCAGCUGCCGAAGAGGAUCUUCACAUGAAGCUAGUGAGCAUGCAGGAUAUGUUUUCGUCGACGAGACCAGUCUCUGUGCUGUAUCUACAAGGAGAGCCAGAGGAUGAUCCUGACCUACAUCCUGUCAAGCUAACGGGCGGCGACACUGUCGAAGGAUCUGCCAUGACCCGUACCGAGACAUGGGAAUCAAAAGCCAGCAUCGAGUCUCCCGGGUCUAACGGCGCCUCACCCAGCAGCAGUUCCGGAUCAGAGUCCACACCGAAGCGAAAAUACUCGGAACUGCAACAGAACACUAUCCAGGAGGAGGACGAGGAGGAAAGCGCGCCUAGCAGCCGGCCUAGAUCUCCGAAUCGCCCCGUCAAGAUACCAAAGCUAGAGGGCGAAACAAAGUUCGCCUCUGAUCUACUGGCUCUUGAUGUCGACAAGAGCUACAAGCCACCCACAGAAAGGCCGAUAAAACCAGUCGCAUGCUUCUAUGUACGUCAAAAGGGCGAUAGCAAAGAGUACUAUCGAGCAGUUUAUUUGCCUCAACGUACAGUACGCGACCUGGUCAACGGCAUUUCCAACAAAUUCCAAAUCGAGCCUCAUCGAGUGACGCAAGUCACACAUGUCAAUCCCAAAGGAUUACAUAUCAUUGUGGACGAAGAUGUGGUACGCGAACUGCCGGAAGGACAGGAUAUGCUCGUGGAGUUCGCUCCUGGAGGCGAUCAGGUCAAGCAGGAGUUUGCAACCCAACCACUGACGGAUGCUAUGGUGGACGGGAUGGUCGAGCCCAUCAAUACCAUCGUGUCGGACCCACUGGAGAUGUGGCUCAAUUACUAA
Cyphellophora europaea CBS 101466 is the source of this 2433-nucleotide messenger RNA. RefSeq lists its product as uncharacterized. NCBI's taxonomy places the organism in Eukaryota, Fungi, Ascomycota, Eurotiomycetes, Chaetothyriales, Cyphellophoraceae. The transcript has 3 exons. The coding region runs from base 1 to 2433 and encodes 810 amino acids. Gene Ontology annotation, biological process: regulation of transcription by RNA polymerase II. The record is from RefSeq and is a predicted model, not a curated record. Gene Ontology annotation, cellular component: nucleus. Gene Ontology annotation, molecular function: DNA-binding transcription activator activity, RNA polymerase II-specific; RNA polymerase II cis-regulatory region sequence-specific DNA binding.